Stylonychia lemnae is the source of this 1371-nucleotide messenger RNA. The record is from the annotation of a GenBank genome assembly. Lineage: Eukaryota; Ciliophora; Spirotrichea; Sporadotrichida; Oxytrichidae.
AUGGCCAAUAAAUAUCUAAUUUCAGAUGCCAGAAUUAAUAACCUCGAGGAAAUAAAAGAUAUGAGAGAUUACAUCAACUGUGGAAUAUGUCUUUAGGUAGUGACUGAGGAGAGAAAUCCGAAGGAAUGUUCAAACUGUCAUAAUUAGCUAUUUUGUGAAGAUUGCUUAACCAAAUGGAAAAGGUGUAAUGAGACACUUGGAAUUAAACUACUUCCUGCUCAUGAAUAUAACUGUGGCUAUGGCAACACCUAUAACUCGAUAGUAGGACUAAAGCUAGACAAAUGUAAAUUCUGUAAAGAAUCAGCUCCUUCUAGAUUUAGUACGAAUAAUGAACUUGGUGAAAGCGCUGAAAAAGAAAUUGAUAUUAAUAAGCAUUUAUGUGAUAUCAAGCAGCGGUAAUGGUGUUUGACUCACAAGAGAACAGGAACAUUUUUCACUAUCGAUAGAAUAGUAAAUUAUGAAGAGUACGAGCAGUUAUUUGAAUUAUUCAAAUGUCAAUUGUGUGAAGGACUUAUUAGAAUGCCAAAAUCAUGUAAUAAUUGCAAGUACAAUUUUUGCACGAUCUGUAUUAGCAGCAAACUAAUGGAAAGGGAUGUGUGCCCUGCAUGUUUUGAACUUAAUCCUUAAUUCUCUGAAAUGUCAAGAAAUCUCUGCCAAAUAAUAUCUAAAUUCAAGAUAAAAUGCAAAAACAGCGGAAUGGGAUGUGAUUAGGUCUUUGAAUAUGAUAAAAUUAUCGAGCAUGAACUGCAAUGUGGCAUUUGUCAGGAUUGCAAAUCUUACUGCGUAAAAUGUUAGAAGUCUAUAGAUAUUGGAACAAAUCAUGAAUGCUAAAUCGAAGAAAGACAAGAGUUUUCGCUUCUAGCGUAGGAUAAUGUAUUUGAUUCUUUGAUUCCUAAUGUUCCUGCCUAAAUUGAACAUCAAAGGCCGCCGCAAGUUGUCAGGUAACCACCAGCAAUAAUCCCAUUAACGAACCAAAUUAUUUUGAAAUGCAGAGAAAUUGGAACAGCUAAUCCCAUUCUGAUUAUUGUCUUUAUCAUUCUAGAUUUUCUGCACUAAAACUUCAUGCUAUUUGCUUAUAUAUAUUAUGCUAUCACUCAAGAUUUCAUUAACAUCCCGACUUAAGUCAGUUAUUGUAUUGCAACAGGCAUUUUUUACAUUGUCUCUCAGAUACCUUAAAUUGAUUAAAUUCUUCAUAUGAGGAAAACUUAUGGAAAUUAUAGAUUACUUAGUAAAUUUCAAAAAAUUGGAAUGAUAUUUUCAGGUUUCUUCAAUGCCAUAUAUGUGGUAUUCGUGUUCUUUAUAAAUUGUGAUUCUUUAAUGACUGAAUUUGCCUAAAAAAUGGGAGAUAUUUACAUUGCAAGAAAUGACUGA